This is a messenger RNA of Ectocarpus sp. CCAP 1310/34, 737 nucleotides long. Lineage: Eukaryota; Phaeophyceae; Ectocarpales; Ectocarpaceae. The record is from the annotation of a GenBank genome assembly.
AAAAACAUUUUUGGCGUUGUACGCGCCAUGUUGAGCAGUUUGCGUUGGGUUCUAUUUUAGAACCUAACUUUUUUUCCCGAACCGCAACAAGUAUGCCCGCUUGAAAAUUGCUGCCAUGAAGUGCCCGCUUUUGGCGCCGUUCACUUCAUGCUGUGACUGUUCGAUGGGCAUGAAACCAGCGCCAUUCGACAGCUGAUGUAACAGGCUUUCUUUUGAACCCACCCAGUGUAUGUGUUGCUCGAUUAUUGCGUGCAAAAGUUGCAAAAGAGUGUGUGUUUUUCUAUCAACUUCGCGGGAGAGAGCAUUUUGACAGAAAUUUUUUUUUUUGAGAGAGAAUGGGAAGUGCCCAAUUUGGUCUUGAUUAUUGUGUUCCACCGGGAGGAGGAGAGAGGCGGCGUGUGGCUCUGUGCAAGCUGCUGCUAAGGCGUCCCGACCUGCUGUUGCUGGACGAGCCCACUAACCACCUCGACGCGGAGAGCGUGGCGUGGAUGGAGGACUUCUUGAAGUCGUUCGGAGGCACCGUGGUGGCCAUCACGCACGACAGGUACUUCUUGGACAACGUGGCCGAGUACAUCCUCGAGCUGGACCGUGGGGAAGGCUUCCCUUUCAAGGGCAACUACAGCGGAUUCCUGGAGAAGAAAAUGGCCAGGCUUGAGCUGGACGCGAAGAUCGAUACCAAGAAGAAGGCGUCUCUGAAGAAGGAGCUAGAGGUGAGUGAGACUUGUUUGGGCUGGGGG